AUGACUAUAUAUGGGGGAACAGAAAUUGUUUUUUAUCGGGCUUUCCCCUCGUCUCUCAAGGGCGCGGUGACCUCAUGGUUUUCGUGGCUGCCAUCGAACUCCAUAACAAGCUUUGCUCGAGCCUUUGUGAUGCGCUUCCAGAGUAGCAUGAAGCACUGGAAGACGACGGUCAACCUCCUUAGCGUGAAGCAGCAGUCUGAUGAGUUGAUCCAAGCGUUCGUCUCGCAUUUCAACAAAGAGUCCUUGGACAUCAAGGAUUUGGAUGAGGCUACGGCCCAUACCGCGAUGAGCAAUAGACUCACUGACAUGGACCUCCUCAAGGACUUGGCCCAGAAGCCAACCAAAAAUAUGGUCGAGCUCUUGGAGAGGUGCAAUGAGUUUACAAAUAUGGCGGAGGUGCUCUAA
Messenger RNA from Telopea speciosissima, 405 nucleotides. RefSeq lists its product as uncharacterized. The transcript has a single exon. The record is from RefSeq and is a predicted model, not a curated record. NCBI's taxonomy places the organism in Eukaryota, Viridiplantae, Streptophyta, Magnoliopsida, Proteales, Proteaceae. The coding region runs from base 1 to 405 and encodes 134 amino acids.